This is a messenger RNA of Cladocopium goreaui, 2540 nucleotides long. NCBI's taxonomy places the organism in Eukaryota, Dinophyceae, Suessiales, Symbiodiniaceae. The record is from the annotation of a GenBank genome assembly.
GGAUGACUGGCUCCACUAUUUCUGCCCUUGUGGUGUGUCCUUGCAGCCUUCCGCGCAAACGCCUGAGGUGCCGGGCGCCGCCUCGCACGCCGUGCCACGACGGCUGAAGACCCUGAUCGUGGCGCCUGCGCAUCUCCUGCGGCAGUGGCGGGAAGAAUUGGCGGGACAAAACUCCUUGGAGUCGGAGGUCAUGGACUACGAGGAGGCCAGUGAGCUCAUGAGCUCGCAGGGGUGGAGGAGGUUGGUCAUCGAUGAACCGCAGGACUGCCCUGGCUCAGCUUGGUCUUCCCUGCAGCGCCUGGCCGACGAGUUUCGAGAAGCAGGUGUGGCAGUGUGGCAGCUAUGUGGCACCGCCAAAUCUCAGUUGGAUUCCAUUGGGCCCUUGCUGCUGGGCUGGAAAGGCUGGCAUGUGGCCUGGCGUCAGUCUGAAUGGACAGGCUUCCCACAGCUGGCGCAUCUCAUCCGCACGCGGUUUCUGGCAGAUCCACCUUGGGCGUGUUUGCCGCGGCCUCGUUUGGAAUGGCACAACGAGGGAGUGGUGCUGCGCCCCAGGGAGAGUACCGAUGUUGGAGUGGCCAACCUGGCUGGCUUUGUACUGGAUAGUGUUCUUUUGCUGUCCUUCGGCGCUGGAAUGGCAUUCGCCGCUGCACAAGAACGUGACCAGUUGCUCGCGCAGAUGGGUUGGUAUAGCUGUGUAGGCACCUCACUUCUACCGAUGGAAGAGCAUGCCUUGGCCGACUGGGAAGGAACGGUGCAGAGUCGCACCAAGCAAAAGCUGGAGAAGCUGCAGAAGGAGAUUGGCAAGUUGGAGGCCAGUGAAAGUCAACAAGGUCUUCGUUAUCAGCUCGCAGCGGGGGAUGCGGCCUUGGCACCUGACCUGUCGUUCCUGUCCGUGGAGACCGUUCGCGUUUCCAUAGAAGGCCUCGAAGAGACACAGGCCUGCGCCGGUGCUGCUGCAGAGUGGAAUGCACUGCUGCCCAGUCAGAGCUAUCGAGGUGCCUUGGUCUCCGGCCGUGCGCAGCCCGGUGUGGUGCUGCUGCGGCCGGAGACCGUCGACUUCGGCGCCAGCUGCGCGGAGGCCGAGGCCCUGGGCGCCGUGGCGGUGAUCUUCGCGGCCGAGCGCGGCGCAGAGCGACCGUUUGGGUAUCGCCACGACCGGGCGCCGCCAGGUAUCCCCGCCUGCAUGGUGAGUUGCGACUUUGCCCAGCAGCUCUUCCGGGCUCUGGAGCAGGGCUCACCGCUGGAAGCAGAGGUGAUGCUGUUGGCACAGGAGAGCCAUGAGGAUGAUCGCGACUUGGAGGAAGGAAUGGUCUCAGCUUUCAUUGCCAACGACGCGGUGGACACGACUCUUCACCGCCAGCUGAAGGCUCUCCGUGGGGAGCGCGAGCGCUGCGAGCGUUCUCUGCGUUUCGCUCGACAGAUGCGGCACCUGUUGGAGAGGAACGAAGCACACUGCCCGGUCUGUUUCGCAACUGGGAAGGAGGCGGAAGCCUUUGCUGUGCUUCCCGACUGCUUUCACAUCCUGUGCCGGGGUUGUCUAGAGCAACAGGCCGGGAUGGAGCCAACUUUCGGAUGCCCCAUGUGCCGUACAUCUGUCUUCCGUCUGGACGUGGUGGUGUUCAAAUCUCCUGGGAUUGAAGCCAUCAAAACGGAGGAAUCUGAAGAUCGCUCCAGAUCGCCACCCAGUCGCGCCGCUGGAGAGGCUUCUUAUGUGGCUUCAUUACAACAGCGGGAGGUGUUGCCCUCCAAGCUCCAACGUCUACUGUCCUUGCUCCAAGAGCUGUUGGCUUCGGGUCCUGAGGAGCGUAUCCUGGUCUACACUCAAUGGGCUACCCAUGUGGUCUACCUCCAAGACGUCUUGCAGCAGCAGGGCAUUUUGUCCCUGGCCUUGGUGGGCGAGCUGCGGGAGACGAUGGACGUUCUGAGCCGCUUCGGAUGCCAUGGCGAACCCCGGGUGUUGCUGCUGUCGAGCCAGCGCCACUCCUCUGGUAUCAAUCUGCAGAUGGCCCGGCACGUGGUCAUCGUGCACCCCUACUGUACGCCGACGGCGACAAGCCAGGAAUCCAUCUCGCGGCUGCAGAUGUUGGCCUUUGAGGCCCAGGCCAUUGGCCGUGUACGUCGAUACCCACAGAAAAAAACGGUGCAUGUACAUCGCCUUUUUGCCGUGGGUUCCGUAGAAGAGGAACUCUAUGCAAGGUAAGCGGCAGGUCUUCCAAAGGUCACCCUUUUUUGGGGGACACAACUGACGCUUCCAACAGGAUGAAGGGGAGGUGCCAUGAACCCGGUAGAGCGAAGGGCAGAGUUUGGGGCCGAGAACUUUUAAAGCGCCCCGGAUGUGAUCUUUUGAAUCUGUACCUAUUCCAAGUUGACAUGAGUCGACGAGCCCUGGGCGGAGAUCCUACUGGAAGCCCCAUGUCUCAAGAUGGGAAGAAUGAAGCGCAGUCGUCACUGAAACGUGCGCAGAUGCAUGGGCUGGCCAGCGGGAUCUUUUGAAGCCAGCAUUGGGCAUGUUCAUCAUAAAUUCCACUGCAUGGGCAUGG